Messenger RNA from Strigops habroptila (Kakapo), 4465 nucleotides. It is a transcript of the gene PMS1, whose product is annotated as PMS1 homolog 1, mismatch repair system component. Gene Ontology annotation, cellular component: MutLalpha complex. NCBI's taxonomy places the organism in Eukaryota, Metazoa, Chordata, Aves, Psittaciformes, Psittacidae. The transcript has 13 exons. The coding region runs from base 1437 to 4238 and encodes 933 amino acids. The record is from RefSeq and is a predicted model, not a curated record. Gene Ontology annotation, biological process: mismatch repair. Gene Ontology annotation, molecular function: ATP hydrolysis activity; ATP binding; mismatched DNA binding.
UCCCUGCCCAUGGCAGGGGGUUGGAACUAGAUGCCCUUUAAGGUCCCUUCCAACCCAAACCGUUCUAUGUUCUUCUAGCUGAAAGUAAUCAGGGGUUGGAUGUAUUUGCAUAGGUAGCAGGUAGCAGCAGGUGCCCCCAAGAUGUGGCCACCAUGGCUUUAUGACCGCGCAUAUCCCCCCUCUGCCACCCAGCGAGCAGCCAGCAGGGCCCUGCAUGGGGUGGUUUGGGUCCAGGGAAGGGGAGGGCACUCCAGGGGCUCGUUUCUCUCCCAAACCACCUGCAUCAGUAAUACCUCAUAGAAAAUUUGUCUUUGGGAUCUGCAAUGUUUCUGUUCUAAGACCCUCCCUUGUCUUAGUCAGUGUCUUUUGAUAAAGAUAUCCAGCUCCGAUCUGGUACUUGUCAUUACUAAACCAUGAAACACUUGACAUGGGAGCCUUGUAUAAUGUGUGAGGAAACCUGCCUCACUGAAUGUGUGUACAUGAUUAAUAUUGGUCUGUCUUCAAUAGCCCAUGUCUUCCUGUGCUCCUUUUCCAGUUUGUUUGGUGGAACACUUGAUUUGUCAGAUGUUUUUACAUCUGAAAGGUAAACUCCCUUUGGAAUAUAAAUAACAAAUAUAAAGAGAAAACAUCUUUGUAGCAGUUCUUAAAAAGCUUUAAUGCUGCUUCCUCUUCAGAACACUGUACCUUUUUUUUUUUUCCCCAAGUAACCAUGUUUUUGCUUUGUCUUUUAUGUUUAAAGAGUGGCAGCCUUUAGAAGGACAUCAAGACAGAGAGAAGUGUCCUGUAAUUGUUGUAUCAGCUGCAUAUACCCUGCAGGAUAGUGGUGCUCUGGGGUGUUGGCUGCAGUCCCUCGCUGUGACCUGACUGUGUCGGGAGGAAAUCUGGGUUUGUUCCAUUCCUCCACACAUGCUCAUAUCCUUGGGAUGGGUGCUGAGUGUGCUGUGUUGUCCAGCAGAUAGCUUGGACUGAAUCAAUGGGGAAGCCAGGAUUGCUGGGAUUGUUUCCUUCUCAAUGUAAAUAACAUAACCUAGGAAAGAGUGCUGCUGUGGAGAGAAGAAACCCAAGUCUGAACUGUUCCUGGGGUGCAAAGAGCUAUCUGGCAAUGCUCUUUGUCCCUCCUUCCUCAUACGCAUGAAAAACUCUGGUUGAGUUCUUUGUCAGUCUAGAAGGGUCACCAGAGAUUUUUCCUGUGUCUACUUGGGCACUUAAAUAGAAAUGCAUGCAAAAACUUGCAGAUCCAUUUACAAUCUUUUCAUAGUAGAGUGUCUCUAUAAUGAUGCAGGAAUUUUAGAACCCUUUGUGUUUUCAAUGGUAAAAAAAAGAGAUCUCCACUGGCUUUCGAUACGAGGCAUCUUCAUUUUCAAGUAAAAGAUACAGAGGCACAGAAAUACACUGGCCUGUCUUGGAACACAGAUGUCUCUGAAUCUUAUUCCACUAUGAAACAGCUUUCAGCAGAGACCGUUCGUCUCCUUUCAAGUUCUCAGGUGAUUACAUCAGUUGUCAGCGUGGUGAAGGAGCUGAUAGAAAAUUCCUUGGAUGCUGGUGCCACAAAUACUGAUAUUAAACUGGAGAAUUAUGGGUUUGACAAAAUAGAAGUAAGAGACAAUGGCAGUGGAAUCAAGGUUGCUGAUGUUCCAGUUAUGGCAAUUAAACACUACACCUCAAAAAUAAGCUCUUCUGAGGAUCUUGAAAGGUUGACAACAUACGGUUUCCGCGGGGAAGCUUUGGGAUCAAUUUGCAGCAUAUCAGAGGUUUUGAUCACAACAAAGACAGCUGCUGAUAAUAUCAGCACUCAGUAUGCUUUGGAUAGCAAUGGGCAUGUAGCUUCUAAAAAGCCUUCCCACCUUGGACAAGGUACUACAGUUACAGUUCUAAAGUUGUUUAAGAAUCUUCCUGUAAGAAAGCAGUUUUAUUCAACAAAUAGAAAAUGUAAGGAAGAACUGAAGAAAGUCCAAGAUCUACUGACAGCGUAUGGUAUCAUAAAACCAGACCUGAGGAUAACCUUAACGCAUAAUAAGGCAGUUAUUUGGCAGAAGACCAGGGUGUCAGAUCACAAAAUGGCCUGUAUGUCAGUUCUGGGAACAGCCGUUAUGGGCAGUAUGGUACCUUUUCAACACUGCUGUGAAGAUCCUGAGAUAAAUCUUUCUGGAUUCCUCCCAAAAGCUGAGUCAGACAGUUCUUUGACAAGCCUUUCAAGUUCAGAAAGGAGUUUUGUUUUUAUAAAUAAUCGUCCAGUUCAUCAGAAGGAAAUACUGAAGUUAAUUCGACAGUACUACAGUCUGGUGACACGCAAGGACUGUACUCGUUUAUAUCCUGUAUUCUUUUUGAAUAUUACUGUACCUGCCUCUGCUGUGGAUGUGAAUUUAACACCUGAUAAAACUCAAGUUUUACUGCAUUAUAAGGAAUCUGUCAUACUUGCUGUUGAAAACGUGUUGAAAUCACUGUAUGGGCCACUACCUGCUACAGUCCCUGGUGAAAGUGAUAAAACAGAUGUUACCUCAGAAGACAUGUUUGUUCAUAGAACAGAACAAACAGAUGUGGUUGUUAAUGAAAUGGGACCAUCUGGAAACGAUGAUCUACAUGCUCAUACUUCAUUCCUUUCAUUCAGCAGUGAUGUGCAAAACUGUCAAGCAGGAAAAAACAUGGAGAUCUGCUUAAAUCAUCAGACGUUUUGUGGUGAUAAUGUACAUAGUUGCCGGGACAAAAAAGAGGUUUCUAAGAGUGACGCCUUUCCAGACAGUUCCUUAAAUUUAUUGUGUGAGGAUGAACAGAAUGGACAGAAUAUGACUGAUAUUCAAAGUAACAGUGUUACCGUGGACCCCAGUUCUAAAAAAGCUGAUGAGUGUCUUUUGAGUUCUGGUAAUAUUGACGAAAUAGAAAAAAAUGGGGAAGCUUUAGUCUCUAAAGACUUACCUGAAAUCUCUGCUGAUAGUUGGAGUAUGGGAAGCGGAUUUAAAAACUUUCUAGGAGACAACCUAGAACCUGUUAAGAUUUUGAUUCCUGAAGCUGGAGGAACAAUUAGUAAGCAAAAUGGACAUACUAGUGAACAAAGCAGUGAUCCCCGAAUCUCAAAUCAAAGCAUAGAGAAAAGAAAUGUGAUAAGUGAUAAAUUUGGACAUGUGACAGCUUAUGACUUAAUUAGUAGUAGAAUAAUAAAGAAACCAAAGUCUGCUAUUGGAUUUUUCACUCAAGAAUAUCGUCCAAAAUUGAUAACUGAUAACCCAAAGACCAGCAUGGAGGAUAUUCUGCUGCAAAUUGAAGAGCAGUGGAAUAAUUUGAAUGAAGAGGAAAAAAGGAAUUAUGAAAUAAAAGCUGCUAAAGACCUGGAACGAUACAACAGAGAGGUCAAGAAAGCUAUGGCACAGAAAGCACACCGGCCAACAAAGGAGGCAGAAAAACAGAAACCCAAGCUGAAGACUUCCCUAUCCGACCAGCCGAAGCUUGACAAGAUAUUUCAUGCUCAAAUUGAAAAGAAGCGGAAACCCGAAGAGUCUAUGAAAAUUGUGACAGUGCCGUUUUCUCUGAGUUCCUGUAGACAUCAGCAUCCGAGACAUGAGAAAAACUAUUCAAAUGAACAUGAGCUUUUCCUGAUCCGUCAUCGAAGUUUUCCUGAUGUCUGGAUAUUUGCUACUGAAAAAAAGCUGAAGUUACUGAAUCCAUACAGAUUAGAAGAAGCCCUGCUACGUAAAAGAUUACUCAUGAAUCAUAAGCUUCCAGUAGAGAAACUGGACAAGCCAAUUGUGUUAACAGACAGUCUGAUUGGUGGAUCUCAGUACAUGGCUGCUCUUUAUAAAAUGCAGAAGGAUUACCCCAAUUUCAAUGGAUCGGCUUAUUUAUCAGAUCCAAGGCUUGUAGCAAAUGGGUUCCAGAUAAAAGUGAUAGAAGGUGCUUCAGCUACAGAAAGUCAUCUGGAAAUAGAAGGGAUGGCAAAUUGUCUGCCAUAUUAUGGUAUUUCUGAUUUGAAAGAAAUUCUGAAUGCAGUAGUUAAUGGAAAUGCAAAGGAAGUGUAUGAAUGUAGACCCCUCAAAGUGAUGAAUUACUUGGAGGGAGAAGCAGUACGUUUAGCUCGGCAGCUGCCCUUACAUUUGUCAAAAGAAGAUGUACAAAACACAAUUUACAGGAUGAAGCAACAGCUUGGAAAGGAAAAUAAAGGCUGUGUUCAUGGUCGUCCUUUCUUUCAUCACUUAACAGAUAUUCCAGAAGUUGACAACCACAACUCCAUGGAAAUUAUUCAGUAAAUGGAACAUUUUGUUUGGGGUCAUAUUUCUCUUGCUUAAUUUUCUUCAUUACUGUGUAAUUUCAGUAUGUUUUGUACAGAGCUUUUGUAUAAUGACUUUUCAUUAUCAUAUGUUUGUCUUCUAGAGACUUUUAUUUAAAUUCAAAUGCUACUUGAAAACUGGAAAUAAAUACUGUAGAGAAACAACUCACCACUAUUUUUAAAAGGAAUUUAUUAAAGAAGCGUUCU